Messenger RNA from Mesorhabditis belari, 465 nucleotides. The record is from the annotation of a GenBank genome assembly. Lineage: Eukaryota; Metazoa; Nematoda; Chromadorea; Rhabditida; Rhabditidae.
AUGCUAAAGCUGUUCUUGCUAAAUUUCGUCUUUGUUACCGUACUUUGCGUGCACGGUGAAGGAUGUCAAAAUGGAGCCAUCGAUUUCUCCGAUCAAAACGAAUGCAUUCAGGCUUUCGGAUCGGCUGUGAGUCAAAACUCGGCCCGUCAGUCUUGUAUUCAUUUGGACUUUUUCCAAGGUCAACUAGUUCAACCGAAAAACGCCUACGAAAAUCAACAAGCCGCUUUGCUCGUUAAUCCCUCCCUUCUUUACUCAAAUCUUACAUACAUUGGAGUGGAAAAGCUGGAAGUAAACGGCGAGUGGAGCUAUGUGGAUGGGACGGAGCUUGUCUACAAGAAUUGGGCCACAAAUGAGCCAAGCGAAAACCCGGCGAAGAGUUGUGCAGCGAUUGGUGUCACCGGUGAUUGGUGGACAGUUGACUGUGAUCGGGAAUUGCCUUUCAUUUGCACGUAUCCAGAUAAUAAA